Messenger RNA from Chrysochloris asiatica (Cape golden mole), 1555 nucleotides. It is a transcript of the gene KLF3, whose product is annotated as Kruppel-like factor 3 (basic). The record is from RefSeq and is a predicted model, not a curated record. The transcript has 6 exons. Gene Ontology annotation, biological process: regulation of transcription by RNA polymerase II. Gene Ontology annotation, molecular function: RNA polymerase II cis-regulatory region sequence-specific DNA binding; DNA-binding transcription factor activity, RNA polymerase II-specific. Bases 289 to 1329 code for a protein of 346 amino acids. Lineage: Eukaryota; Metazoa; Chordata; Mammalia; Afrosoricida; Chrysochloridae.
AGAGCGAGCGGCGCCGGCGUCAUGUGACUGCCCGGAGUUGGUGCCAGGAGCCAGGAGCGGAGCCGCGCGGAGCUGGGGCCGAGCCGGAGCGCAGAGCGAGCGCCCGCCGCACGCGCGCCAGUCCUCGUCCCUGUCCCUUGCGGCUGCUGCCCGAUCGGAGCGCUGACAUUACUGCAUUUGCGGGGUUCAAGGAAGCUCGGAUCCGGGCCUUUAUUUCUUGUCUGCUGCGCUCAGCACCGCUGCUCGCAAAGCUAACCACCAGAGCACCUUAGAAGUUCAACCAAAAGAAUGCUCAUGUUUGACCCAGUCCCUGUUAAGCAAGAAGCCAUGGACCCAGUAUCGGUGUCUUACCCAUCUAAUUACAUGGAGCCCAUGAAGCCCAACAAGUACGGUGUCAUCUACUCCACGCCUUUGCCUGAUAAGUUCUUUCAGACCUCAGAAGGCCUGUCGCACGGGAUACAGAUGGAACCCGUGGACCUCACCGUGAACAAGCGGAGUUCACCGCCUUCGGCUGCGAGUUCUCCUUCCUCCCUGAAAUUCCAGUCUUCCCAUCGGAGAGCCUCGCCAGGCUUGAGCAUGCCUUCACCAAGCCCGCCGAUGAAGAAGUACUCGCCCCCUCCAGCCAGCGUGCAACCCUUCAUCGUGCCGCUGUCCAUGCCGCCCGUCAUGGCUGCUGCGCUCUCUCGGCAUGGCAUCCGCAGCAGCCCCGGGAUACUGCCCGUCAUCCAGCCAGUUGUGGUGCAGCCUGUCCCGUUUAUGUACACGAGCCACCUCCAGCAGCCGCUCAUGGUGUCCUUAUCGGAGGAGAUGGACAAUUCAAAUAGCAGCAUGCAAGUACCUGUAAUUGAAUCCUAUGAGAAGCCUAUAUUACAGAAAAAAAUUAAAAUAGAGCCUGGGAUCGAGCCACAGAGGACAGAUUAUUAUCCUGAAGAAAUGUCACCCCCUUUAAUGAACUCAGUGUCCCCCCCGCAAGCAUUGUUGCAAGAGAAUCACCCUUCGGUCAUCGUACAGCCUGGGAAGAGACCUUUGCCUGUGGAGUCUCCAGACACCCAAAGGAAGCGGCGGAUACACAGAUGCGAUUAUGACGGAUGUAACAAAGUGUACACUAAGAGCUCUCACUUGAAAGCACACAGAAGAACACAUACAGGAGAAAAACCUUACAAAUGUACAUGGGAAGGCUGCACAUGGAAAUUUGCUCGGUCUGAUGAACUCACAAGACAUUUCCGGAAACAUACUGGAAUCAAACCUUUCCAGUGUCCAGACUGUGACCGCAGCUUCUCCCGUUCUGAUCAUCUUGCCCUCCAUAGGAAACGCCACAUGUUGGUGUGAAUGCCUCCGUCUCCUGCCUCAACGCAACUCUCCACCCUCCUGGCUCUCUCAGUCCUCCCUCCCACUAGCUAACUCAUUUUUUACAUGUACGUUUUCAUUUUGAUUCAGCUGGCCUGAAUCUUCUGAAUUUAUAGAAUUCAAAAGUUCCAUAUGGUCAAUAGUAGAUGUUCUCUAAUCCUCCCUCUCCUUACCACGGGUAAGACCUAAAGAAUGUGAACACUUUUUU